GCGUUGCCGCAGUGGACAACAGCUGAGGAAUAACUCAUCAACUUAAACUUUGUCUUAACUUUCAACACAACUUUGCACCUUCUGAUAGAUAUUUUCUGAUAGAUAUUCUGAUCUCCAGUUUCCAAUGGAUUGUCCAAGGGCAUUGUUUUUAGCUUUGAUUUUCAUAUGUUUGAAUUUAUCUCACAUUUUAUGCGAUGACGAAAGGUAUGACUGCAGACGGGCUAAUGAGAUCAAGAAGAAAUUAAAACGAUUACAGGGGCUGAGAGAUAGGAUGUUUGAGCUUCAGCUGAACCAAAAUGUAAAGAAUGCUCAGGAUGAGUGCUCCUUAUGUGGAUGUGUGCUUGGACCAAAAGGUAAUCGUGGGAUACCAGGCGAUGUUGGGCCACCGGGGAAAAAAGGUGCGCAUGGGCCGCCGGGGCCGAAGGGUUUGACAGGAUUUACUUGUUUACCGGGACCGGCACAAAUACCUCCGCCAAUCCGAGGAGAUAAUGGAGUGAGAGGUACUGCUGGAGAACCAGGAGACAAAGGCGAUCAGGGUCCUUGUAUGUGUGAGGACAACUUUUGGCCGUGUGAUAUGUGCCUGAGGGACCCCAGGGGUCCCCCAGGGGAGCCGGGUUUUCCCGGAUUGCCAGGCCUUGAUGGCAUUCCAGGAGAAAAAGGUCAACCAGGUUUCUAGCUAUCCUCAACUUUGACCUUUCCACUUUAAUCAUGGAUCUUACAGACGAUUAGCUAUAAGAAAUUGGGUAGCGGAAUUUAACCAGAGCCUAUUAAAUAAGGACUUCCGUCAUUUCGCCUGUUUGCCCCUCCACCUACCAGGUGGCGCUAAUCGCAUUUUGAUGUUGAUGACUGAUGAACUAAGGUGUGCUCGUUAUUUGAGGGGCUUAGGUUUCACUGGAAGAAGCAUACGGUAGUUAAAUACAACGUUUUGAGGACAGUUUACUAUUAAACAGCCAGUUCAGACAAAAAAAUAUGAUGCCAAAAUGCGACGAAAUAUGAAUUCAUAAUAUCCAGGGAAAUCUAGCUAUCUUUCUGGUGUAUGUUGUUGAUACUUUCACAUUUAUUAUCGUGUUCUAGCCAAUGUAAUAUACUUUGUAUCCUCCGUCAAUCUGGAUUGCUGUAGCGAUCCAAGAAGAAUGAAUAAUGCAAUAAAUGUAGGGAUUUACUGCCGGUAUGUACAUUUGUUUUAUUAAAUAGAUACUGACUUGAAUCUGAAACACUCUUUCUGAAAUAGAGCGUGGCAAACUC
Molecule: messenger RNA, 1245 nt
Organism: Liolophura sinensis
Lineage: Eukaryota; Metazoa; Mollusca; Polyplacophora; Chitonida; Chitonidae
Product: collagen alpha-1(XVI) chain-like
Exons: 6
Coding region: 125-676 (183 amino acids)
Source: RefSeq, a predicted model, not a curated record